GCCAUCACUCGCUUCAUCGCCUCCACCACAACUCCCAACGCCGGCCAUGUCGCCAUAGAAACUAUCUCCGACGGCUUCGACGAUGCCGGCUUCGCUUCCGCCCCCACCAUCACCGACUACCUCACAAGCCUCGAAUCAGUCGGUUCUCAGACCUUAGACGACCUUCUCAGCUCGCUCGCCGGGAGAGGCCGGCCGGUGUCCCUACUUGUCUACGACGCCUUUCUUCCGUGGGCAGUUGAUGUCGCGAGGCGGCACGGGGUGGCCACGGCGGCAUUCUUCACGCAGUCGGCGGCUGUCGAAGUUAUAUACUGCCACGCGUGGGAGGGGAGGCUGAAGUUUCCACCGGGAGAGGUGGUGGAGAAGUUGCCGGGGUUGCCGGAGAUGGAGGCGGAAGAUCUGCCGUCGUUUCUGGCGGCGCCUCAGGUGUUAUAUGGCGCUUACUUGGAGAUGGUGUUGAAACAGUAUAAGAACUUGGAGGAAGCUGACAUAAUGCUUAUUAACUCAUUCUAUGAGUUGGAAGCUGAGGUAAGUGAAAUUUGGCCAUUUCUCGUGUUAAAAUAA
Molecule: messenger RNA, 561 nt
Organism: Phalaenopsis equestris
Lineage: Eukaryota; Viridiplantae; Streptophyta; Magnoliopsida; Asparagales; Orchidaceae
Product: UDP-glycosyltransferase 74F2-like
Exons: 1
Source: RefSeq, a predicted model, not a curated record